This is a messenger RNA of Paramisgurnus dabryanus, 3070 nucleotides long. Lineage: Eukaryota; Metazoa; Chordata; Actinopteri; Cypriniformes; Cobitidae. The record is from RefSeq and is a predicted model, not a curated record.
UCCUCAGUGUUUUUCUCUCUUGCGUGUUUCAUUGAGUGUAAACAGAGUCUUGUCUCUGUGUAUUUUAGUGUUGAGACGAUGCAGGAUACUACAGUGUGUGACAGUAAACAGAGCUUACAGGAGGAUCAAACCUCCACAGAGUCUCUGGAUUCUGUCUGUAACGCUGGAGAACAGCAGCAGAUCCUGCAGACCAAACUGAAGAUGUGUUCAGUCAAACUCAUCGACUGCACGAACCUCAUGAUGAAGAUUAAAACGGAACCCCCAGAAAUCAAAACGGAACCCCCAGAAAUAAAAACUGAACCCACAGAAAUCAAAACCGAACCCACAGAAAUCAAAACUAAACCCACAGAAGAGGAAGAUCGCACUGAGGAAGAUGAUGAUUUUAUUCCAUCAGGUGUGAAGAGUGAUUCAUGUUUGGAUAUAGAAAUAACGUCCUCAACAUCAAAAGAGCGACUGACAGCACAAACUCUUUCCUGCAUCACCUGUGGAAAGACAUUCAGCUCACAGAGACUUUUAGAGAGACAUGAGAGAAAACACACAGAACAGAAACUCUUCACCAGAUCUGAGAUCAGCUUUACUACCUUACAAGAGAAGAAACUUCAUUCAGAAGACCACAGAGAGAAGAAGAAGAAGAAGCAGUUUCACUGUGAGCAGUGUGGGAAGAUUUGUGUCUCUUCCUAUAAACUAAAUGUUCACAUGAGGAUACACAGUGGUGAAAAGCCUUUCAACUGCACUGAAUGUGGAAAAUACUUCAGAAUAAAAAAAAAUCUUAAAAUUCAUCAGAGAGUUCACACUGGAGAGAAACCUCAUCACUGUAGUGUCUGUGGGAAGAGUUUUGUUCAACAGUCAAACUUACUUUAUCACAAGAGAAUUCAUACAGGAGAAAAACCUUUCAAAUGCUCUCAGUGUGACAAGACGUUUGCUCAGUUAGGUUCCUUACAAGCCCAUCAGAGAGUUCAUACUGGAGAGAAACCUUAUCUCUGUAGUGUCUGUGGGAAGAGUUUUAGUCAACGGGCUUCAUUACUAAAUCACACGAGAGUUCAUACAGGUGAAAAACCUUACAAAUGCUCUCAGUGUGGCAUGACAUUUGCUCAGUCAGCUUCCUUAAAAUACCAUCAGAGAGUUCAUACUGGUGAGAAACCGCAUCACUGUAGUGUCUGUGGGAAGAGUUUUGUUCAACAAGCAAACUUAUCUAAGCACAAGAAAAUUCAUACAGGUGAAAAACCUUUUAAAUGCUCUCAGUGUGACAAGAAGUUUACUUGUUCAAGUAACUUAAAAUACCAUCAGAGAGUUCAUACUGGAGAGAAACCUUAUCACUGUAGUGUCUGUGGAAAGAGUUUCUCUAAUUUAAAUCAUUUAAGAAUUCAUCAGAGAGUUCACACUGGAGAAAAACCUUAUCACUGUAAUCUCUGUGGGAAGAUGUUUAGUGUACGUGAUACCUUACUAAAGCACAAUAGAAUUCAUACAGGUGAAAAACCUUACAAAUGCUCUCAGUGUGACAAGACGUUUAAUUGUUCAAGUAACUUAAAAACCCAUCAGAGAGUUCAUACAGGUGAAAGACCUUUCAAAUGCUCUCAGUGUGACAAGAAGUUUACUUGUUCAAGUAACUUAAAAACCCAUCAGAGAGUUCAUACUGGAGAGAAACUUUAACACUGCAUGUUUUUGGGAAGAGUUAAUCAACAGUCAAACUUUGUAAAGCACCAGUGACAAGUGUUGGGCAAGCUACUUGGAAAAUGUAGUGAGCUAAGCUACCAGUUACUUCAUAUUAAAUGAAGCUUCACUACACUGAAGCUACCCCCCUGGGAAAUGUAGCAAGCUAAGCUACAUCAAUAGUAGCUUGCUACAUCCAAGCUACUUUUUUAUUUUUAACCAGUUUUAUUAUGUUACUAUUUAUUCAGUUUCAAUUGAUCAUUUUGGUAAUUAUAGGCAAUACAAGCAUAAUGUAGGCCUAGGUACUUCACAUUAUGGGGCGGUUUGCUGGACAGGUCUUAUCCUACUAAAAAAAAAAAAAAAAAUUGGUCUUAUCCUACUCCCAGAAUAAAAUGCAUGUUUGAGCUGCCUUAAUUUAAAAACACCUUGCCCUGACAUAUUUUAACACAGGGGUCUCCAAACGUGGUGCCCGCGGGCACAUUCUAUUAAUAGUUUCAAUUGUAAUAUUUAUUACAUGUUUUUAUAUUAGCUUGGCUUGAUGACAUAACCCAGUCAGAGGUAAAGCACGAGUCUUCACAGAAUGCGAGUGGUAAUGUUUUGUAUGAAUGAAGGAAGGCUGCACAACUCGAAAAUACGGGACAAACGACGUCCUGUGUUGAUUCAAAAUGACGAGCUUAUUCUCAAAUUCAGGACGACUUCAAAAUUUUUUGGAAAAUUGUAGCUUGUGUGGACGCUACCUCACUACUUGGUCAAGAAAAGAGCUUAGCUACUGAAAAGCUAUUUGAUUUAGAAAGCAGCUAAGCUACCGCCAAGCUACUGAAAAAUGUAGUUAAACUAAAUAUUGUUAAAAACAAGUUAAUAGUAAAAUAAGAGCAAAUAAUCAAAUUAUGAGCAAUAUCACAGAUAAAUAGAACAGAACAAACAUACAAAUGAAAUAAAACUGUGCUGCUCAUGGUUUCAGAUGGACCUAACAGUACUGUAUUAUGGAGGAUGAAAAAUGACUUAAAGGUCCCAUAUUUGAAAGUUUUAUUUUAGGUUAUGAUGUCCUAAAGGGAUAGUUCACACAAAAAUGAAAUUUCUGUUAUUUUUUAUUUUCAUGUUGUUAGAAACUAGGGCUGUUCCGAAUACCAUUUUUUGAGCUUCGAAGCUCUAGUAGAAAUAAAAUCGAAUAUUCGAAGCUUCGGAAGGAGGGGCUGAACAUAUUAUUUCUCUUUAAUAAAGGCAGGAAUCUGUGUGUGUGUGUGUGUGUGUGUGUGUAUGUGUGUGUCUGUCUAUCCACAGUUUUAUUAUGUGGCGGAUGUGUUGCUGCGAACUCAAGGGAGUGUAGUGCAUUUUUUUCGUGCAAUAUGGACAUGUGACACUUCUAGAAUUAAUAAACUUUAAAAAUACUACAGAACAGCGCAAGCCGGAAGCGGCGUGC